Stereum hirsutum FP-91666 SS1 is the source of this 1374-nucleotide messenger RNA. RefSeq lists its product as uncharacterized. Gene Ontology annotation, cellular component: super elongation complex. The coding region runs from base 1 to 1374 and encodes 457 amino acids. The record is from RefSeq and is a predicted model, not a curated record. NCBI's taxonomy places the organism in Eukaryota, Fungi, Basidiomycota, Agaricomycetes, Russulales, Stereaceae. The transcript is spliced from 6 exons. Gene Ontology annotation, molecular function: transcription elongation factor activity. Gene Ontology annotation, biological process: positive regulation of DNA-templated transcription; regulation of transcription elongation by RNA polymerase II.
AUGGCCUCCACAUCUAACUCAACAUGGGUCCCUACUGGCCGUCAUAAAGUUCAGGUCGGCACGUCGCUCGGUAAGGCGCUCAAAGCGCGCAAGGGAGCAGUCCCCCCUAAGCGGUCAAAUCUCCCUGAACGACAGUUUUACUCGUUCCGAUCAAAUUUCAAGCCAGAGUCGAUAGAUUCGACCAGGCCGGGGACGAUACAGGUGCAAAAGAAUGACACGACAAAUGAUGUGCAGCAAUUUGAAGGAGAGCAGAAACUUGCGAAGGAAUGGGAGUGCGUCAUCAUCUAUGAUGAGGAACUCAACACGUAUACUCUGGAGAAACUGGACUCCAUCAUCAACCUCACCUACACUAAGCGUGGACCACCACAGUUGCAUUCAUCAAAUGCCGCCUCUCCCGCCGAUGACCUAGAAGCUCAGCUCCUCGAUGGUCUCGAAGACGAAGAUGCUGAAGGCGAGCCCGAUGAUGAAAUGUUCCCACCACCCGCACCUUCCCACCUAUCCUCCACAACGGCAUCCGCACCUGCCCCGCCCAAACAAGAAGAAGAAGAAGAAGACUCGGAAGAAGACAUCCCCAUCGCCGCCACCGUCUCCAUUCCCAUCCCGAAACUUUCUCGACCGCCACCUGCCAAAGCCAAAUCUGCCGCCGCCGCCUCCAAAGCUAAACCGACCCCCGUUCCCACCGCCACGAAAGCCAAGGCCAGCGUCGCCAAAGGCAAAGCCAAGGCUACGACCACGAAUGGCAGUACAUCCAGUAACAAGCGGUCAUAUGAGGCAGCGAACGGACCAGACGUUGAGGAGCUGGUGAUCAGUCGUCCCGCACCAACAACCGUCCCAACGCCUUCGCCACCGAAACGCGCACGCAUGUCUCCACCGCCGCCACCGCCUAAAGAAAGUUUCUCUCUUGCGUUGCCUACUCCCUCCGGUCCCGACCCUCUGGCACAUCACUCGUAUGGCUCGUCUGUCUCCGCGCCUGUUGCCGCUGCUACCGCAGACCCACAGGUGGAAUCGGAUGAUGAAGAUAUGUGGGACGACGUUGUCCCCGCGAGCAGCACGACCGCAAUCGCAAGUGCAAUUGACGGAGACGACGCGGUUCCGGAUGGUGGGGACGGGGACGAGGACGAGGAAGGCGAGGAGAUUGACAUGCAGGCGUUCGAGGCUGAUAUCGAGCGAGAAAUGGGGAUGUCGGGGCAGGAGGAAGGUGAUGGUGGCGACGAUGACGAUGAUGGGGAGUUGUUUGAGGAAACGAUACCGAUCCCGCAGGUUCAGCCGCCACAGACGGGGAGACCGAUGAGCUUGAAUGCGUAUGCGGGGGGCGGGGUGCAGGAUGAUGAUGAUGACUAUUCGAGCAGCGAGGAUAGCGAUGAUGAUGAUUGA